AUGGUUCGAAUAGCGAAGAAUAGAAUAAAAGGCUGCUUUGUUAUUACAAAAUGUUUUUACACAAAUAAUAGUAAGUGUUGGAAUAAAGAAUACGUAUAUACAAAAUAUCGAAUAUGUAUGCCAAAUAUUGAUGAUGUAAAAUAUGAUGAUUUAUAUUUAUCAUGUCCUAAUAGAGAUGAUUUAUAUAUAUAUACAAAAAAAGUUCCUAUAUUUUUAAGAUAUUUAAAAUUAAUUACAUCAUUAGAAAAUCGAAAUAAUGAUUUUAUUAUGUUUACAAAAAAAUGUGAAAAUGGUUUGAAUGUAGAAAAAGAUGUUUAUUUAACUAAAGAAGAAUUAUUAGAUACAAUGUUUAUAAAUGGAUAUAGUGAGAAAGAAAUGAAUGCUUUAGAUUUAUCUUUUUGUGAUGAUUAUAAUUUUCAUUACCCAGAGAUAUCUGUAUUAUUUAAUUUAGAUGAAGAAGAUGUUUAUAAAUAUUGUUUAAAAAAAAGAAGUGAAAAUCCAGAUAAAUUAAUACAUUUAAAAUAUGUAAAAGAGAAAAAUAUGUUAUCAUCUUAUGGUUUAAUAUUUGUUUUUUUAUAUUUUGGAUUAAAUAAUCUUGUUUUAUCUAAUGCUUGGUUCUUAUCAAAAACCAUACCAUUUUUUUCAGUAUUCUAUAUGUUAGGUUCUUAUUUUUAUAAAGAUAUACAAAAAUAUUUAAAUAAAGAUAAAAAUUUAAUGAUUCUACAAAAUCAUAAAAAUAAAUUAUUAGCUGAAGAUAUUAUAUAUAAACAAUUAAAAUUAUUUUCAAAAGAUACACAAUGUAUUCAAUAUUUAAUUAACUUUAAAAAAUAUUCUAAUAUCUUAUUAAACAAAUAUAUACACACAUAUUUAAAUAUACAAAAAAAGAAAGUUGUUGAUACCUUAGAAAAAAAAUUAAAAGAAAUAUAUAUUAAUGAACAGAAUUAUAAAAAUUCUCUACAAAAUAUUUUAAUAAAUGAAAUUAUUAAAAAAUUAUAUCAAAAUAUUAAAACAGAUAAAAAAUUUGCAGAUUCUAUUUUAAAUGAUAGUAUUAAUAAUAUAAAAAAUAUAAAUAAAAAUGAUACUUUAAUAAAUUAUAUUAAAUCACAAUUACAAGACAUACAAAAAAUGGAUCAUAAGAAUCAUAUUGUUCAAAAUAUUCUACAACAAUAUGAAAAUCAAAAACAACAAUAUUUAUCACAAUAUUUUAUAAAUACACAGGAAUUAAAUCAAAUUAAACAUUUUAUUCAUAAAUCAAAACUUGAUCUUAAUAAUUUAAAUCAUAAUGAAUAUAAUGAUCUUAUACAUUUAUUUAAUAAAAUCAAUAAUAAAUUCGGAUUCUAUGUAAAUCAUGAUACUAUUCCAACAUUAACGUCAUCACACUCAGAAUAUCAACCUUUUAUUCAACAAAUAAAUAAACUUAUAGAAAAUACCAAUAAAGCAUUUCAACACAAAAAUAUACUUGCCUUCUUAAAGGAGUUCCAAAAUAUUUAA
Molecule: messenger RNA, 1491 nt
Organism: Plasmodium adleri (nom. inval.)
Lineage: Eukaryota; Apicomplexa; Aconoidasida; Haemosporida; Plasmodiidae
Product: vacuolar membrane protein-related, putative
Exons: 1
Coding region: 1-1491 (496 amino acids)
Source: RefSeq, a predicted model, not a curated record